GGAGAGCAGGUUCUGAUUGGUGGAGUGCUAAACAAGCAGAAGAGUCAGGAUGACAUCAUCACAGAGUUUGGAGACUCUGCUUCCUUCACGUUAUCGUUACUGGGACACAUUUACUGUAAGACAGAUCGUGUUGUUAAAGGCGCCGAGUGUUUCCAGAGGAGUUUAACUCUCAACCCGUUCCUCUGGUCGCCCUUCCAGAAGCUCUGUCACUUAGGAGAAAAACCAGAUCCAGAUCAGGUCUUCAGGUUGUCUCUACAGAAUGUGUCUAUAGCUCAGCCACCUCCCUCUGUAAGCCCCGCCCAAAACCCCUCCCACCGCCUAGACACUGCCCUCAUGGAGACGCCCCAGGACACACUGGAGCUGAACCGCCUCAACCUAGAGUCAUCCAAUGGAAAGCUGACGUCUGAUUUGUCUGUUUCCUACAUUGACUCUUCCCUCAUCUCCCCGGAGACUGGCUCCCUAUUGGGUAAUCCUGUUUCCAUGGCCACUGCUGGAUCCCUACUAGGUAAACAGAACAAGCCCAAGAGUGGACGGAGUUUACUGGGAGGACCUGCAGCCCUUAGCCCUCUCACACCCAGUUUUGGCAUCCUGCCCCUGGAGCCUAGCCCUGGAGACCCCACAUAUCUACAAAACUAUUCAGCUACCAUGGAAACACAAUCUACAGCUCCCAGCAAGAAGUCUGUCUCCAGGAUCAGUCAGUCAAAAUCUGUCUUCAGUCAGACAGGUAACAGUAGAGACGUUCUCCCCAUCCCCUUCAACCAAUCACAGACCUCCGCCCCUCACACCAGUGGGUCUCCUCAGGUGCUCAGCCCCAGUAUGUCUGGUCCUCCCAACGUUCAGCCCAGAAGAAGCUCCAGACUGUUCACCAGCGCCAGCUCUACUGCCAAGGAGAACAGUAAGAAGCUGAAAAUGAAGUUCCCCACGAAGAUCCCCAACAGGAAGACCAAAUGCAAAUCAGCAAAGACAUCCAACAGCAGCAACCUGAACGAGAGCCUGGACAUCCUGAGACUGGAUCCUGGUCUGAGCCUGCCGGACACCAAGAGCCCGCAGUACCAGAGAGCUGCAGCAGACAGCGUGAUGGCGUUGCUGCGGGAACUUGGGCGUGGUUACCAGGCACUGUGUUCCUACAACUGCAGAGAAGCCAUCAACAUCCUGAGCUCACUGCCCCCCCCCCACUACAACACCGGCUGGGUUCUCACACACAUCGGUAGGGCCUACUUUGAGCUGGCCGAGUACACGCAGGCCGAGCGUCUGUUCAGCGAAGUCCGCAGGAUCGAGUCAUAUCGAGUGGAAGGGAUGGAGAUCUACUCGACAACCCUUUGGCACCUGCAGAAAGAUGUGGCACUGUCUGCCCUAUCCAAAGACCUGACGGACAUGGACAAAAACUGUCCUGAGGCCUGGUGUGUGGCAGGAAACUGUUUCAGUCUGCAGAGAGAACACGACAUUGCCAUCAAGUUCUUCCAGAGAGCCAUCCAGGUGGACCCGGGAUUUGCGUACGCCUACACUCUGUUGGGUCAUGAGUUUGUUCUGACGGAGGAGUUGGACCGGGCUCUCGCUUGUUUCCGGAACGCCAUCAGAGUCAACAACCGCCACUACAAUGCCUGGUACGGUCUGGGGAUGAUUUACUUCAAACAGGAGAAGUUCAACUUAGCAGAAAUCCACUUUAAGAAAGCUUUGAGCGUCAACCCUCAGAGCUCUGUGCUGCUCUGUCACAUCGGAGUGGUGCAGCAUGCGUUGAAGAAGUCUGAUACAGCUUUAGAGACACUGAACAGAGCGAUUGGGAUCGACCCUAAAAACCCUCUCUGCAAGUUCCACCGAGCAUCCAUCCUGUUCGCCAACGACAAGUACAAGGCGGCUCUUCAGGAGCUGGAAGAGUUGAAGCAGAUUGUUCCAAAAGAGUCUCUGGUUUACUUCCUUAUAGGAAAGGUGUAUAAGAAGCUGGGGCAGACUCACCUGGCUCUGAUGAACUUCAGCUGGGCGAUGGACCUGGAUCCUAAAGGAGCCAACAACCAGAUCAAAGAAGCCAUCGACAAGAGAUACCUGCCGGAGGACGAAGGUGAGACAGCUACUGAGAGAGGGCACCAAGCUGCAGACAGUCAGGACAGCAGCAUCAUGACGGAUGCCGACGACACGCAGCUUCACACGGCAGAGAGCGACGACGUCCUCUAGCCCCGCCCCCUGCCCUGAUUGGCCGGAGGAGUACUGUUGCUAGGCAACAUUGUGACCGACUGAUCUUCUCCUCCCUGUCCUCUGAUUGGCUGAAACAGACUGCUGAAGCCCCGCCCCUCCUCAUCACAGCUGUUUUUUUAUGUUCUUUUUAUCGUGGUAAUGGAAAUAAUCAAUAAAAAGUUGUAAAUCCUG
Eleginops maclovinus (Patagonian blennie) is the source of this 2361-nucleotide messenger RNA. RefSeq names its product cell division cycle 27 (gene cdc27). Gene Ontology annotation, molecular function: protein binding. Gene Ontology annotation, cellular component: cytoplasm; anaphase-promoting complex. The coding region runs from base 334 to 2169 and encodes 611 amino acids. The transcript has 17 exons. Lineage: Eukaryota; Metazoa; Chordata; Actinopteri; Perciformes; Eleginopidae. The record is from RefSeq and is a predicted model, not a curated record. Gene Ontology annotation, biological process: anaphase-promoting complex-dependent catabolic process; cell division; protein ubiquitination.